This is a messenger RNA of Sinocyclocheilus rhinocerous, 805 nucleotides long. RefSeq names its product E3 ubiquitin-protein ligase CHIP-like. The record is from RefSeq and is a predicted model, not a curated record. Gene Ontology annotation, cellular component: cytoplasm. Gene Ontology annotation, biological process: cellular response to misfolded protein; protein polyubiquitination; proteasome-mediated ubiquitin-dependent protein catabolic process. Gene Ontology annotation, molecular function: ubiquitin protein ligase activity; protein-folding chaperone binding. Bases 73 to 501 code for a protein of 142 amino acids. The transcript has 4 exons. NCBI's taxonomy places the organism in Eukaryota, Metazoa, Chordata, Actinopteri, Cypriniformes, Cyprinidae.
CAUUGCAACAUCAACAGUGUGGGAAGGAUUUGCCACAACAUAUUUGAUCGAAACUACUCAGCUGAUGUUACUAUGAGAGAGAUCUUGGAUGCUGUAUAUGGACUUCUGAUACUCCCAGAGGCUGACGAUCCACUAGACAGCAUAUUAGCAGAGGAAUUCCUGACUAGCAAAGAACUCUAUGAGCAAGCAGCUAAAGAUGACACUGCAAUAAAUGCACAUCAGUCCAUGGAAACCAUUGAAAAGCAAUAUAUAGGUGAGUGCGAUGUUGAAGUGCCUCCUCAUCUGGUAUGUCCUUUGUCAGGGAAGAUGUUCAUUGAUCCAGUCAAGGCCAAAGGUGGAUAUGUGUAUGAGAGAAGAGCCAUUGAGGAACAUCUUAAGAUGAACAAUAAUGAUCCAGUAACAGGGAAGGCACUUAGGUGCACAGAUCUUACUCAAGAUAAGGACGUAAAAAAAUCUGUUGUGGAGUAUCGUACAUCCCAGAUAGAGGAAACAGAUCGCUAAAUGAAGUAGAUACUGUUUUGGCAGUGAUUCAACUGCACUAUAAUAAUCACACAAUCCUCUAUCUAUCAUAUUCAUCCUUCAUUCUCUUUUGAUUGUGGAGUACAGCUUUUUCCUUUUUCUUGUGUAGAAAUUACAAAAUUCCACUGUAUAUUAUUAAUUUGAUAUGUUGUACAAUAUUUUAUUUAUCUUUACUUAUGUAUUUAAAUAUUUAUCUUAUUUAGAACUGAUACAUUUUAAAGGUAUACAAGAGAGGUUAUUAUGGAAGCUUGGAUUAUGGAAUCCCCCACAAGAUAAAAAACAACAA